AUGCUUUGGUGUCUGGUCUUCGUGUCAGUUGUCGCUGUCGCCGUCGGGCUUGUGCUCCUUUUUACGCGGAAGUACGAAGAGUUGGAAGAUUCGGUUGCCCUAAUUACUGGUGCUGGUGCUGGCCUUGGUCGAGCUCUGUGUCUAGAGCUGUCUAAGUACUGCAAGAAUGUGAUUGGGUGGGACGUCAAUGAAGAAGGCUUGAAGGAAACAGCUCGCCAGGCUCUUGACCUAUGUGGUGUGCGGAUCAAGUGUCAGAAAGUUGACGUCAGGUUUGUUGAGAUCAUAGUUUCAUCAUUUUAGUUGUGCUGUAGAUGUUCAAAAGGCCGCUGAAGAGUUACGACGCGAAUUUGGAAGGGUAACUAUUUUAGUAAACAACGCUGCCAUUGUCGAUGCGAAAUAUGUGCUAGACCACGCAAGAAAAGAUGCCGAGAGGGUAUUUAAUGUGAAUUUAUUUGGUCCCAUUAACGUGAGUCCCUUAUUUGUUUUUCCACAAAUUCUCCCACCUAAUUACAGCUGCAUAUCACACAAAGACUUCGAAUGGUUUCUAUAACAUCUCGAGCAAUGCUUAUCCAGAGCGUUAUUAUGCGUAUAUUUAAUAAUUACUGAGAUCCCGGUUUGUGGGUAGAGCCUUUUUUGUAUUAGAUUGCGCUUAAAGACGCUGAGGGCGUACAGUCGACGAAAUGCACACAGAAAAAGGCUAAACCAGGUUUAAACUGACAGCCAUGGGAUAUUAAAGAAUAUGUUGUUUGGCAACCAAAGCAUGAGAAUAUUGAUGCCGAAUUCAAGUGAGUAUACUGGCAAUUAUGUAUAUUGCAGUGCUCCAUGGUCGUAGUUGUGGCCGGUUGUUGAUUUGUCAUCUCUGUGAUGUCAUUCGAUCUGCUGUGAUUUGUGCAAAACAUUUUCAAGCUUCUGGUAGUCAUACCUUAUGCCAGAAUUAUCUGCCCUUGGCUAACACCGAAUAUAGUUACUUAUCUUGCCGUAUACAUCUUUUAUUUGGUCAUGCUCAAUUGAUUCGUGAUUUAGGUUCUAAUUUAGCCCUUAACCCAAAUGAUGGCUGAUGUCAUCACCGAAUUCUCGUUAUUCAUUAUUGGCUACUGGCUACUUGAUAAUUUCAUAUACCUAAUGUGCUGCAGUAAGCUGGUGCGCGCAGAAUUCUGACUUUGUAUGCAAGACUCAAACGGCUGCACUAGACUCACAAUUUUUGACGAAAGUGGGCGUAAGCUGCAUUUCCCCAUUCCGUCCUCUGGUUAAAAUAUCCAAACAUUGCACCUCCGGUAGCGGACUUCACACUUCCGCAAAAUCAUUUGUGCUAUUGACCAGUCGAGGAAUAGAGUUCUGUCAUAUGAGGAGCUGACCGCCUAACUGUGCCAAUGUUUAUUUGUCCUGAGUGUGUUCUAAAGACUUUGUUUGAGUUUGUGUAACUAAGCCUCUUCUGUUGUACCAAAAUGGCUUCUUGCUGCUUUUUUCCGUGUUCAUUAUUGGAGAAUCCCAACGAGAACUUUGGCCACCUUCUGAGCCUCCUACAAAGACGGGGACUUCUAGACUUCAAGAAGUAAAAAAAGCUUCAAGUUGGGCAAAGAAUGGUCCUAUUUCCGCCUUGUUUUCUCUAGCGUUAUAGAAUUGCCACUUCCUUCAAUAGCCGACAUUGCCCACUUUAACGUUUUGAUGACUGCCUUUGAGUCUACUGACCGGAGUUCUCUACGAAGGAUCAUAGAAGGUGGUAGACUGUUUGUGAUUGCUUAACAUCAUAUGUGGGCACCACUGCGAUUUAAACUUAGUUCAAGACUAAAAACAAUAAGGAGAUUUCCUAUGGUCCAUUUGCACAACCAUGUGGAGGUGUGUUCUUUCCCAGUCUUCUACUAAGCGGCUGAUAAGAUUCCUUCAUGAUCCUUGCAUAACUGUGCACGCGUUUCAUACCGUUAAACACCCCUCACCGACCCUGCUUGCGGCUACGUUCGUCGUUUCGAUUCGUCGCUAAUAAUUCGCUGUUGUCCGUAUUUAUUAACCGUCUCUCGAAAGAAGUUAAGCCUUCUGGCGUGCUGAUCGCCUAGAAACUAGUUGGCUGCAUCUGUCCUUUAUGAUUUACACAGCCAUUCGUUGGAGACGGUCAGAUAUUGGCUGUACUCAAAAUUGAUUGACUACGUACCCGUCCAAGCGUUCAGUGAUAGACUUCCGCCUGGUGCGUUUUGCCGAUACCGGCAUCAAUAAUGGCUUCGACCAUGUUCUUGUAAAGACCUGGCUAUGACUAGGACUGCAUGUUGCCAAAGACAGCCUGCGGGGGAUUCGUUUUGGCUGUCCCUAUCGUGCCAUUAUCGUUUGCUCUCGUCUCGCUGUCUUUAAUUGAUUCGCCGCAGAGACGCAGAUGAAAGCAGCCCCUGAGGUGCUAAUUAGUCAUCGCAGGCGUUACCUCAAUGGUCGGAGAUCGGCCUUAGCGUUCUAACCACCUGAUAUUUCGGAUUUGCUGGUUUUUUUGCGCUUAAGGAGCUUCCUUCACGAGAUCGUGGGCUUCGCCUAUCUGGACCGCAACGAACUUGGGAGAGCAACGGCCUCAUAUUUCGAACGCGUUCUGCCUACCAGCUUGGUACCGGGGAGUUGUGUCGGGUUCUGUAGAUGAGUCAGUUCAGUAAUCUCCCAUCCUCGAUGUUUGGGUGCAACCAAGUUGUUGCAGUAACGUUACAGUCAGGGUGAACACUCAGGUGAAAGGAUUUUUUUUGCCGUCUUCUGAAUCGUCCGUAUACUGUCUAUUUUGAGGAUUUUUUUGCACUUAACUGUGCCGACCACUGUAGCCGUUCAUUCCCAUCUACAAUCGGCUAAAAGGCCUGGAAAGUCUGCAAAAUGUGCUUCUCGGUGGCACAACUAGGUUGUGGAUUAGAUCCUUCCCAAAAGGUGAAUACGAAGUUCUCUGUCGGACUGGGUAAUUAGCCGUAAUAUUUCAGAAUGGUGUGUGGUCAGUACAACUACCGUGAGUGAUCAAUUUUAUAAAAUGUUGAACGCAAUCCUGAAAUGCGUUUUCGAGUAGGAAGGAUUACUUAGGUGGGGUUGUAAUACUGAUUAUCAUGAGGCCAAGUCCUAUAAUUCUCCGGGUUCGCCAGGAUGUCGGCUCUUGAAUGCACGUCUUUUCGACCUUCCGUAGAAACCGCACUCAGUAGAAAAUGACUUCUUAAGUAGCAUGCACAUUUCACACUGAUUUUAGGUGAUUUUAGGUCUUAUGAAUUUAAAUAUGUUUUGAUAGAAAACAUGCGAAAAAUAUGCUUUCUUUUAAUUGUCUGGUAGAGAAUCACGUUGUCUUCAUAGUUUAUGUCCGAAGAAAGGGUAUAUUUAGGUUUCAAGAAAGUUUCCCAAUUCAUGAAUAAUUUUGAGCCUGAUCGGCCGUUGCAUUAGGAUUUAGCGCUUUCAGUCUGCAAGGUGUGCGCUCCCCUCGUAACGAAAAUCGUAUAUUCCUUUGUGCCUUUAAGAAGGUGCUCUGCAGAGUUCAUGAAACCUUACAAUGAAUGCGGACUAUCUUGUACAUUUCACGAGGAGCAUUGGUAGACGGGCAGGUACCAUGCUGUAUGGAUGUACUUUUCACGGUCUUAAAAAAUCUCAUAAUUAGAAACUUUUCUAAAACCCAAGUGUACCCUUUGGUCGACAGUCACGUUGCUCUCACCUUUUAUACCCAAACGAGUAAAAGAAAGGAUAUUUUCGUGCGCGUUUUCUAUGAAAUAUAUUUGAAUUCAUAUGACCAUCGAAAAUCAAUGUGAAAAGUGCAUGCUACUUAGGUAGUCGUUUUUUACUGAGUGCGGUUUCUACAGGUCGAAAAGAAGUGCAUUCAAAAGUCGACGUCCUGGCGAGUCCGAAAUAUUAUUGGAUCAUGCUUCAUGGUAAUCAAUAUUACAACCUCACCUAAGUAAUCCUUUCUAAUCGAAGACGCAUUUCAGAAUUUCAGCCAACAUUUCAUGAGAUCGGUCACUCACUGUACAUUAGUCCCCUCCCCUCCCCCGCAAAAAAUGAGCUGCGCCGCCGCGCUGGAUUUAAACUGGACUACAUAGUUCCGUAACACGCGUUUGGUCGACUGCGUUGUUGUGCUGAUCAUCAGCGAUGGCCACAUACGCUCGUCUCUGGCCAGUUUGGCCUGGACCCACCACUGAUAAAGGAUGGGAGAGAAAAGGGAGACAGACCCAACGCAUAUCCUUCCCAUUGUUUUAGAACUCGACCUCAUCGUCACCCGGCUUAGGCAUGUCACUGGUGGAGGAGGCGAACCGUCCCGGUACAGAUUCCACAAAUACUUUCACAAUACUGUUACAACAAAGCAACAGUCACGACCCUUGAAGGCUGCAAACUGAUCGAUAAGGCGUACCUUCUGGCCAAGGGUCAGAUUGUAAUGAUUUACUGCGACUUUUCUGACAAUCCGAAACCUGGUUCUUGUCCGCGUCUUAACCAGCUCGUGCGCAAUCAUCGAUCGAACCGUUGAGCCCUCGCCCACCUUCAGUCCUCUCAAGUUUAUAUUACCAUUGGGACAUGGUGGGUGCAAAAACAGAAGAGUUGAUGUAGUAAGUGCUGUUGUAGUUGCAAUUUUCGUGAUACAAAUGACUAUUAAAUCACUUCCGGGAGCGAUGGUAGAAGACCAGACCGCGGUCAGUCUCAUUUAGUAACUUGAUCAUCGAGUUUAUUUUUCGGUUCAAACAGCCAAAUUUUACGUAUCAGUAUGAAUAAUUUUCUCCUGCUCACUGUCAUCUGUAUAAAGGAGUAGAUUCCUGUAAGUGGCAUCAGCGAUACUAGGCACUGGUGCAUCCAGGAUAAUACUUCUUUGUAAUUUUUUGUCAAUUACCUGUACUAUGACGGUAGCAUACACUGAGUAACCAUUUGAAGCACAGGUUGUUGAAGUUUAGUGUUCACUGCCUCUAUCUCUCCCCUAAGCUCGUUCACAUCUUCUUGCCGGAUAUGCUUGGUGAGGCCUAUGAUAGGGUCCACGGUUGCAUCCCAGAUUCAAUUCGUCAAACCAAAUCUACAUUCCCAGGACCAUUACGUAUUCCGAAUGGCCACGUUGUCUUCACCUCGUCGAUUGCCGGUCAAGUCGCAGCGCCGGGACUCUCAACCUACUGCGCUUCCAAGGCAGCUCUCUCGAUGUUUGCUGAAUCUCUGGGUCUAGAGCUUGCGCGACUGGAAAUUUCUGACAAAAUUCAUGUUAUGGACGUUCGUCCCUUUUACAUGAAUACAAACAUGUUCAGUGGCUGCAAGUCGAGGUGAGCAAGUACCUUUCAUAAGUUGGCAGCAAAUGAAAAUAUAGGUACUCUAGUAAAUGAUUUGAGCUAGCUGUUAUGCACGUCCUCAGUCUUCAGAGUCGCUUAAGUAGGCGUCAUUUGUUGUGUUGCCCGCCUUCGCACCGAUUUACCUGCCGUCUACAGGUGUGUUGAUUCUUGCAGUCAAACUUGUCGCGUCAUGUUGAGUGUCAGCAUGGUUUGACUUUAUGCUUGUCGUUUUUGCUGUGUCCUUCCCCCAACCUAAACGCGCGUACCGAUUACGUGUUCCCCCUUCUCUGCGCUCUAUUGCGAUACCUCCCCAUAUCUUUGUUACUUUCUGACGUCGUUUGGAUGUCGCCAACUUAUAAAUUCACUGAUUCUACCUGGUCCCUCUGAACCUCUUUAUUUACGUCAGUUUGCACAACCUGCAAUGGUUCAAUAAUAUGUGCUAGUACUGGUGCAUGUUAUCAUGUCAGCCAACGGGUCCUCCAAUGGACCGAAUAAACAUGAGCUAGUGACAGUUCGAUAGUCAUGAGCGACGAUGUCCACCGUGUGCUCCACAGCGGGUGAGAGCAGAGACGGUGACUUAUGCCUGAUUUAUCUUGUAGGGAUAGUAGACUUUCUCUGCAUAUACCGCACUUUCUCCUGCCCCACCUACACCCGAUGUCAAAGCAGAGUCAAGAAGACUAGAGGUGGAAGAGAGCGCAGAUGCCUGGCACGGCGAAAACCGCACCUGGGCAUUCCAUCACAGCCUCUGGUCCGCCACGUACACUGACCAGGAUUUUACGCCGACAAAAAAAGGGAAUGACUCGGAUCACACUGAAUUGGAGUACUAUAGAGGCCAUAUUAAGAACGACCUAUUACAGCCUGAGUCAGUCCACCAGUCGACCACUCCACACAAACAUGCUGGACUGACUGCGAGGUCCGAUUUAUCCCGUCAGUUUCCAACCUCCCAAACCACGGCUUUUAACAUACCGUGAUAUCUUCAAACACAUCAGGCUCUUUAUAGUGAGGAUUUAUGCGCUGAGAGUCAAACUCACUCUACCCUAUCUCUUGCACCAGUAUGCUGCCCGAGCUAGUCAAUACAAGCCCCCCAUGCACCCACUCCAUUACUUCACACACAAGGGGACGGAUCCAUCGGAUCUCGCAUGCGGCAGAGAAGCCGCAUGAAGAAUGGAGCCGAAGAGCACACUUACAUGAAAGAACCCGGUGGUGUGGGAUGUUGCAGGUGUUUAUGCAUGGUGCAUGUGUUGGGGGAGAAAUGUGUGGUCAUGUGUGCGGUGAUUUGCCGCAGGCAUUCGUGAAGGUGCUGGUAAUCAUUCUGGCACAGUAUAGUACGGCGUGGAUGACAUCAAUCAACAAUUUGAUAGUUUAAGCCAUCAGAUCCGGUUAGUCCACUACCUGACCCCGCCUGAUCACCCAUUGCCUUUCCCGCCUGUGACCGGCACAGUCAGAAUGGACCCUUUCUCCGCCUUGCUUAUGUAUGCACGUGGCAUGAACACCGUUUCUUUUCCUAAACCACGUGAUGGAGGGGGUUCCACUGUCAACGUGUCCGCUUCUUGACCAGUUAUGGGCUCCUUUGCGAAUUUGCUAAUCAAGUAAACGCUUCUAGUGUGCCAAGUACGUAUACCAAGUUGGAUUCAGUUGUAGUAAUUAUUAGUAUUUCUGAGUUCUAACUAUCCACUUUCCAUUUAAUAUUCUCAUCGAGAACUGCCAACAACUAAGUCGACCUUCCUAAUUCCUCUUGACUUCGCUCUCAUAUAAAUCUAGUUGUUACUUCUAAACGACCUAUACGGGGCACUUUUGUUUUCUUAUAUAGACCGACUCAAUAAGUUUCUUGCUUUAGCUCUCAACCUGAGCCGACGAUGCCAUCAUGUCUCCUUGGCCAGUCAAUUUCUUGGUGAUUUUCUUCUUUCAUUUAAGACUUCCUUUCCUUCUCCCGGUCGUUCAACCAGAAGACGUGGCCCGUCGGAUAGUAAAUGGUCUCCGCCGCCACGAAUCCGUCAUCUACAUUCCAGGCAGAAUAGCUUUGAUUCCCAUGAUAAAGCAGUAAGGACUUGCAUGUCUCUAUCCGAUGUUUUUUGUGGGUAACAUGUCUGGGUGUGCUGUAGUGGCAAAACCGUGUGGAGAUGGCCGUCUGCCAUCGAUUUAUUUGCUCUUUCUAGUUAUAACUUUCUGGUCAUAUCUGUGCUGCCAGGGGUUGUGUGAUUUAAAUUUACGGUGAGUUAUGAGCAUGCAAGACCGUUCCGUGGAAUAUCAUUGCUAGUUGAGUGCUGCGCGAAAUCUUUGACCAGCCAGACGUGCAGUUUUGGUCUACCGUGCCCAGCUGCUAAACAGGAAUUUCUAUGCGCAUGCAACCCGUCACCACAAUGGGUUGUUCAGCCGGACAUGGAUGUCGGCUUUGAGAACUUGCCCGCAUAUCACAGUCGGUGAAGCCCGUCGCACUUGGCCAUAUGAACAGUCGAAAGCUCCUUACAAGUUUCAUUUAAGUAUCUCCGACGCCGUUACUUCCAUCUGUUCAAGCAGCGUUCGCUAGGUGUCUGUGGUUCGUCCCCUUUGACCGCUGCUGAUAACUGAACAGACACAUCCCCGUGCCUCGUGACAGGCCAGUAGUAGUUUAGCGUGCUGUUUUAUCGUACGUGGAAUCGUAGUUUCUGAUACAUCCGUCAUCUGCUAGUUGGUUAUGUGUAGCGUUCGCUUAUUUAUUCGGUCUAGCGCAGCUGGCUAGUGUUGAUUGUUUCCGUGGGAUCUUGGUUGUGUGAAAGUUUAUGACGUGGUCACGCGAUCAAACGAACCGAAGUCCACCUAGAGUCAGUCGGUUAUAGCCGAGUUGUCGAUCAGCGCCAAAGUUACAUUAAUGUCUGCACAAUUUCGGGUCUAGAGACGCAUGGGCACUCCUCCUCCCCCCCCCCUGCUCCUGUUUUUUUUUCGUUUUUUCCCUUGUAUCGUCUGCCACCGUGCAAUCUCCUUUAUUCGCAUGUUUUACACUCCACUUCUUGCGAUUGAGCAACUAACGUGACCCUCAGGAGCAUGUGAACCGCGCAUACGAUCACGCUUGACUGAGCCUACAAUAGGCGGUAUGUCUCCGGAAAUGUUACUAUAAAUUCUGAUAUGUGUUCUCGAUUAGAAGUGAUUAUUAGAUGGGGUUGUAAUAUCGUGCAGCAUAGCCCCAAGAUAUUUCCGUCGCGCCAUAAUGCCAUCUUUCGAAUGUGUGUUUUUACUGCCGUUUGCAAAGGCCAUAUUUGGUAAAAACGACUACUUAAGUAAUGUGUAUUUUAUGCCCAUUUUCGAAGGUCUAAUGAAUUAAAUUAUAUUUUGUAAGAAAUAUGUAUAAAAAUAUAUUUUCUUACACUCAUUUGAUAGCAAAUUAUUUCUUCCAAUGGGUAAGGGUAGCUUUCGGCAUCAAGAAGUUUCGUAAUUAUGAAACUUUUAAGGCCGUGAAAUGUCCAUUCAAAUAACUUCGUACCUGCCCGUCUAUUAAUGUCCCCUGUGAAGUAUUCAACAUUUUCCACGUACAUUGUAAAGUCCUAUGAGACAUUUGCGGUACCUUUUUACCAGCAUAGUUAGGAAACCUUAGUCUCGAGUACAACAAACAUUGUGUUUAAUAUUAUUCGGUAAUGUAAAACCUUUUUUUAGAACUGGAAACUACCCUUUCAUGUAUGACACUGGUAGAGCCCAAGAAAGGGUGUGCAUGUUUUCUAUGGAAUACGUUGUAAUUUGUAAGGGUUUAGGAAUUCAAUAGAAAAAAUGCACAUGACUUAAGUUGUCGUCCUUUACUUCAUUUAGUUUUUGCUGACGGUCGGAAAUAGGCUCAUUCUACGGCGAGCGUCCCGACAUGACAGAAAUAUAUUGGGAUUAUACUGUACCUAAGUAAUCCUUUUCAAGCCAAAACACAUGGCAUUAGGUACGCCAUUUACUGUAUGUUUUGUCCGUCCUGCCUUGUUCUGGGGAAUAUGGGCCAUCUCCUAUCACACCCUUUUGACCCGAAGACACGCUGCGCUAUCUCGAAACUGUCACUCUUGGCUUCUGGCCUCCACUGAAAACAUGCGCUAUUGCGACACAUGUUCACCGGCUUUCUGGCCGGUUACGCGAGUUCUCAUUUCGUCUAUUGACAAGCACGUAUGAGCAGUGCACUUUAUCACAGUGAGAAUCUCCGCUCUGUAGUUUUCUGUCUGGAAAUCUGUCGCACUUGGUCUAACAGCGUCGGUAGUAUUUAUAGGAAUAUCGGAUACUCAACUAACAGCAAUAAGAUUGCCUUUAUUUUGCGACUGUAUUAACCGUCUUUUUUUCUAGCAUUUUGCCUAAUUGGCUUCUGUACCUGCUACUUGUCAUCUCCGGUGGUACUACGGCAGUUGACAACUUCCGUGGAGUGGAACCAAAGGGCUUAUAG
Spirometra erinaceieuropaei is the source of this 9609-nucleotide messenger RNA. The record is from the annotation of a GenBank genome assembly. Lineage: Eukaryota; Metazoa; Platyhelminthes; Cestoda; Diphyllobothriidea; Diphyllobothriidae.